Molecule: messenger RNA, 534 nt
Organism: Mesorhabditis belari
Lineage: Eukaryota; Metazoa; Nematoda; Chromadorea; Rhabditida; Rhabditidae
Source: the annotation of a GenBank genome assembly
AUGCGGGAUAUCGUCUCCAUUCUUCCACAUCAGCUAAAGAAUGAUUUAAAGAGUGAGAUAACGCUAAAGCUGAACAAACGCUUUGCCAACAAGGUGGUCAUCGAUUUUGGUUUGUGCAUUUGUCUCUUCGAUUUGAUCGAAAUUGGGGACACGUAUCUUUUACCUGGAGAUGGACGCGGGCACAUCAAAGUGAAAUUCCGUUUCAUUGUAUUUCGGCCAUUUGUCGAGGAAAUCAUCGAGGCCAAAGUCAUCGCUUCUUCGAAAUUGGAAAACGAACAGUUAUGGUAUUGGGAAUAUCAACAAGAGGACGAUGAGCCACCGGCGAAACUACACCUGGAUCCAGGAAAAGACGUACGAUUUAGAGUGGUGGAAAACAUUUUUAAUGAUGUUAAACCAGAUUUGAGCGACGAGGAAGCGAAAAAGCAAAAGUCGUUCGAAAUCAUUAGUUCGACGUCAGAAACAGAUCUUGGCUGUACAUCGUGGUGGACCCUAGGAGGAGGAGGAGAGGAAGAAGAGGGUGAUCAAAUGGAAGAA